GUGCUCAAGCCAGGCCGCGGAUGGGAACCUGUGUGUACCCGUGGGCCCUGUCGACUUUGCUGGACUGUUUAGGAGUGACGGAAAACUGACUGUGCGUCCUUUGCGGCUCUUCCAGUCCUUUCAAGAACCCUACUCUGCAGUCCAGGAAGCCGGCUUGCAUCCGCCAGGCGCAAGAUGGCGAUCUCGGAUAGGAGCGCAAGCACGUUACGCUAGGGCCACGCCCCUUCGCUGCGUGCGCAGGCGCAGAAAAUGGCUUCCGGCGCCCGCCACUUGGGAUAGGAUGCAGAGCUUCAAGAGUGGGCUAAGGAAUCUUCUGGAACGAGCGGGUGCUUGGGGCUCGGUGCGGCCCCCUCUUGGUGCAGAGAUGCCUAAGAAAGCCGGUGCGGCGAGCAAGGCUAGUGGCGAGUCCCGUUGCGCGGAGAAGGGUAACAGCCAGAACAAGGCACCAGAGAGACCACCUCUUCCAUUGGGUCCUGUGGCAGUUGAUGCCAAAGGUUGUGUCACCAUAGCCAUCCAUGCCAAGCCUGGCUCCAAGCAAAACGCUGUGACAGAUCUGACCACUGAAGCUGUAAACGUAGCAAUUGCAGCCCCUCCAUCAGAGGGAGAGGCCAACGCUGAGCUCUGUCGGUAUCUUUCCAAGGUCUUAGAACUCAGGAAGAGUGAUGUGGUAUUAGAUAAGACUCAUGAAGUUGCCCAGGGAACUUUGUGAUCAUCCUACCUCCACCUCCCAAGCAGGUGGGAUUACAGGUUUGCAUCAACACAUCUGGCCAACAUUUCUUGACCCUAAAUUCCAGGGGUUGUGCUAUUUAGGACUUUUCAAUACAAACAUGAACAAUGUAUCAUGUACCCUGGCUGCAAAGACCUCUCAGUCUAGUAGAAAAGACAGAUAUGGCAUAAACCUGAAGGAGAAGCCAGGCAUCGUAGUGCAUGCCUGUAAUCCUAGAACUCCGGAAGCUGAGGCAGGAUGAUUUUGAGUGAGACCAGCCUGGACUUCCUGUCUUAAAAAAACCAAAACAUAAAGGGAGAAGCAGAAGAUGCCAAGAAAUAAGGCUGGAGAAAUAAGUAGGGAACAAACUGUGAAAAUUUUUCUGUUCAAUGCAAGCAAUUUUGCAUUUUUUUUUUCUGGUAGGCAAUGUGGAGUUAUAGGUAGCUGAAAAAGGAAAGUCUCAAGAUGUAAUUAUCUGGAUAUUCUACCUUAGAGAGUAUGUCUUAUCACAUAUCCUACUUCCAAUUUGUCUGGGAUUGGCAACGUAAUACCAAGUGCUCAAAUUAAGAAAUGAGUGUAAAAUAAAUUUUACUAAUUAAAACCCAUAG
Heterocephalus glaber (naked mole-rat) is the source of this 1314-nucleotide messenger RNA. The record is from RefSeq and is a predicted model, not a curated record. NCBI's taxonomy places the organism in Eukaryota, Metazoa, Chordata, Mammalia, Rodentia, Bathyergidae.